AUGGCUGCGUUGAUGAUGAUUAGAGAUAUAAAACCACGUAACGACGGGAACGAAGAACAUGAACAACAGGAUACUGGUCGGGUUAUUCGAGACUUUAAAAACGUGUAUCCUGAAGUUAUUGAUUUAUUUAGAGGAGUUAAUGAUUCAAUUUCAAAACAUUCUAUAACCCUCGAUGAAGAGAAUAAAUUAACAGAUUAUAUAUUCGUCAUUAUUGCAGAAUUAAUGAAGAGAAUAAAUGAAAAAGGAAUUGGUGAUAUCAUUAAUGUCAGCGAUGUAAUGAUGAAAAGAAAUUUUGACUCAUUAUUUACAAAACCGAAAACAGAAUAUAGUCUUUAUGACGUAAUUACCGAAUUAAUGAAAAAGAUUAAUGAUAAUAAGAGUUCUGGCGGAAGAGUUGAAUUAGAAGUGAAUGAUGUUAAUAAGAAAUUAGCCGAAAAAGCAGAUAAAAACCAUGUUCAUUAUAUAACUUCAGAUGAACAGAUUAUAACGGAUUACCAUGGAUAUUUAACACAGGAUGAAAAAGUGAAGACGGAAGAUGUUAAUGAAAGAAGAUAUAAAUACAUUCGUGCUAAAGGUUAUGACAUAAGCUGUACUGUACAGUAUGACACAGGUAAAGCACAAGAAGCAUUUGGUUAUAACGAUGAAAUAUAUGCCUCUAGUUUCUUUGUUAACGGUGUAUUAGUUGAACCAAGAUUUAUGUUGAGAGUUAAGACAAAAAUAACUUUUGAAGAUGCUAUUAAAAGUAAAGCUGACAAAGAUGAACUUGACGCAACGAACAAAGUUUUGAAAUCUCAUAAACACAAUAUCUCCGAUAUAAAUGAACUUCAAGCUACAUUAAAUAGUAAAGCUGACAAGAACCAUACACAUGAAUCCUUCACUACUGUUAGAGCAGACGACAUAAUAUUGAACUAUACCCUUGGUUCAAGUGCACUUUUAGAGAAUCCAAGUACAAGCGUAAAAGAUACACUAAACUCCUUAAAUAGUAAAUGUAUGAACAUUGAAGGUCAUGUCAGAAACUUUGAAACAUAUGAACUACCAGCAAUGUUAGAUAAAAAAGCAGAUAAAGAACAUACACAUAACUCCUUCACUACUGUUAGAGCAGAUGACAUAAUAUUGAACUAUGAUUUGGGUUCAAGUGCACCUUUAGAGAAUCCGAGUACAAGCGUAAAAGAUACUCUUAACAAUUUAGAUAAGAGUUGCAGGAAUAUCGAAGGUCAUGCCAGAAACUUUGAAACAUAUGAACUACCAGCAAUGUUAGAUAAGAAAGCAGACAAAACAGAGCUUCAAACAUUAAAGACUGAAAUACUUCAAACAUUAUAUCCUAUAGGCUCUAUUUAUACGUCAAUGAACUCAACAAAUCCAGAAACAGUUUUAGGUUUUGGUAUGUGGAAGCAGAUUGUAGAUAAAUUCUUAUACUGUGCUAGAUAUUCAAAGCAAAGAGGAGGUUCGAAGAAAAUUAAAGAAGCAAACCUUCCACCGCACACUCAUACAGGAACUACAAACUUUUCUGGCGACCAUGGCCACUCAUUAAGAGACCACCCAUUAUACAACUCAGAGUAUGAAGCUGGCAAUGAUGUUUUAUCUCCAUCUUAUAACAAUGCAGCAAAAAAGAUUUUUCGACCAACUGAACCGGGAGGAAAUCAUUCACACACUUUCACAACAAAUCCAACAGGCUCGGGUGCAGAUUAUAUGCCACCAUUUGUGGCUAUAUUCGCAUGGUACCGCGUUCAAUGA
Molecule: messenger RNA, 1734 nt
Organism: Trichomonas vaginalis G3
Lineage: Eukaryota; Parabasalia; Trichomonadida; Trichomonadidae
Product: keratin-associated protein family
Exons: 1
Coding region: 1-1734 (577 amino acids)
Source: RefSeq, a predicted model, not a curated record